AUGGGAGAGCCCAUCGCGACCUUUGGUUGUUACCCUCCACCCUUUCAUCAAAUCAACAAACUCAACAUCUUCAGCGAGCCGAUUUUCCUUUUUUUGGACCGAUACGAUAAGGCCAACGACAUCUUAAAUAUCUUGAAACUCUGGCGUGAUUGGCUAUCGUAUUACAAGGAUCGACUAUCGAGGAUGGCCAAACUGAUCAAAACAAACUCACUCAGUAUCUAUCAGCACUCUACACCAAACACUACAAGAUGCAUUAACCGAAAACUUAGAGAAGAGUGUCGACCAAGGGCUUGUCUCAUCGGGUGCAUUGCAUUCAUCUGCAGAUUCAUUCUAUGCUGGACCUCGAGAUCCUCGCUCAAAUAG
Molecule: messenger RNA, 363 nt
Organism: Puccinia graminis f. sp. tritici CRL 75-36-700-3
Lineage: Eukaryota; Fungi; Basidiomycota; Pucciniomycetes; Pucciniales; Pucciniaceae
Exons: 3
Coding region: 1-363 (120 amino acids)
Source: RefSeq, a predicted model, not a curated record